Molecule: messenger RNA, 726 nt
Organism: Psylliodes chrysocephalus
Lineage: Eukaryota; Metazoa; Arthropoda; Insecta; Coleoptera; Chrysomelidae
Source: the annotation of a GenBank genome assembly
UUAACUGUUGGAAAUGAGCUAGAAUUGCCAUUAAUUCUUCAUUAAUAUGAUAUUUAACUUGAAUAAGUACUAAUGGGCAUAAUACAUAAAUUUAUAAAACAGAAACAAGUAUACCUAUAAAUAACGUUCAAACUGUUGAACAUUUUAUAUUUAAAAAUGAACUCAUUAAGUUUCUUGGUUGUUAUAAGUGGUUUUUUCUACUUAACUGUUGGAAAUGAGCUAGACUGUGGACUUAAUGAAAUAGUAAACAAAUGUGCAUCAAUGUGCGUAGGUGAACCCACAUGUCGGAUCCCGAAUCCUACCCAAGCACCUGGAACCGCUUGCAUAACGUUGUGUGUAAAAAGAUGUGAAUGUGACGCAAAAAAUGGUUGGAUUCGAGCUACUUCUAAGGGUCAUUGCAUUAAAAAAGAUGCUUGCAAAUCUGUAUGUCCAAAACAUGAAGAGAAGGGAUGUGCUCCAUGUUUUCCUGAUCCAACCUGCCAGAACAGGAAACCUAGCAUCCCUGAUGAUUGGAGUUGCCCAAAGAUAUGUAUUUUAACGUGUAGAUGUAAAAAGGGAUUAAUCAGAGAUACUUCAACUUCAAAGUGUGUACCAGUAGAACUGUGCCCAAAACCAAAUUGUUAAAAUUCUAUUUUCGCUGUAAAUAUUAUUUAGAUAUACUUUUUUAAAUAAUUGAAUAAUCAUGUAAUGUUUUACUCUUUUCUUAAUUAAAUUUUUAUCUCUUGA